UCACACAAUGCAUCAAUUUCGUUUAAAAAUAAUCAAAACACUCAUUCAACUUGAGACUAUAGCAACAUGACAAAAGCAUGUUUGUUUGUAAUUUUCACACUAUUCCAAGCCGGUUUUUUGCUUGGGGUCCCUGAGGUCCAACUCCCGACUGGAGUGAUCAGGGGCCGUGAAGACACAACAGUUAACAAUAAACAAUACUUUGCUUUUGAAAAAGUUCCAUAUGCGGCUCCCCCAAUUGGAGUCUUGCGUUUUAAAGCCCCGGUACCACCUCCAAAUUGGGAGGAACCACUUGAUACAGUCAAUUUGGAUGUUUCUUGUUACCAAGUUAGCGGAAAUUCAGACGCUGAGUCUGAGGAUUGUCUUUAUAUCAAUGUUUUUACACCACAGCUUCCAAGUGGUACCACCAAUGUUAGUUUACCAGUUAUGUUAUUUAUACAUGGUGGGGGGUUUAUGUUUGGUUCUGGUCGAAACACUUAUUCGGAUUAUAUCAUUGAGGAAAAUGUGAUUUUUGCAACAAUUAACUACAGAUUGGGACCAUUUGGUUUCCUAUCAACUGAGGACCACUAUAUUCCGGGAAACAAUGGUCUUAAGGACCAGCACAUGGCUAUAAAAUGGACCCAUAGCAACAUACAUUUAUUCGGAGGUGACCCUGAUAAGAUAACAAUAAUGGGUCAAAGUGCCGGGAGUGCUUCUGUUGCCUAUCACUUACUAAAUCAACAAUCACAAGGAUUGUUUCAAAGCGCUAUUUUGGAAAGUGGUUCGUUUUUGAGCCCUUUUGCGUUCCAAAGACGCGCAAGAGAAAUUGCGUUUGCCACCGCUGCUUUUCUCAACGAUACUUUUGACACAACAGAGAAUUCGAAAGAAUUGUACGAAUUUUUGAAAGGAGUUGACGCGAAAGAUUUAGAUCUGGCUUCACAGAAGUACCAUGAAUCGGAAACACUUGAAAGUGCCCAAAUUUUGACUGGAAGGUAUUAUUCACCGGUGAUUGAAGUAAAAAAUCCGGACGCUUUCCUUACGAAAAAAAUGUACGGUUUGUUGAAGGCUGGAAAUUUGGUGCGAGUACCAAUUUUGAUUGGGAUUAACUCGGAGGAAGGACUCGUGUACAAUACUAAUCCGGAUAUUUUAACACAAAACAUGGCGACUUUUGACGAAAAUGUGUCUUGGUUGGUACCCAAAGACAUGAUGCUGAUUGAUGACCAACCCCUUCUAGAGAUGGGAACCCAAAUUAAAACAAUGUAUGUUGGUUCUGGCAAUUUGAGUGAGCAUAUCGGUGACGGCGUUCGCUAUUACAGUGACCACUCUUUUACCCGAUCUAUCAUCAAAACCGCCGAACUUUACUCCAACUUUUCUGAAACUUUCUUUUACCAAUUUUCCUACGAUGGCCCUCUUGGAGGUGUAAACAUCCAUUACGAUGGGGCUGAAAAUGUCGGUCACGCCGAAGAACUGAGUUAUUUAUUUUGUCAUGGUUCUGGCUGCAAUCGUGACGAUAUUCCUGAUUCGGAUAAAUUAACUCGUCAAAGAUUGAUUAAACUUUGGACGAAUUUUGCAAAAUAUCAGAAUCCGACACCGCAACCUGAAGAACUCUUACAAAAUGUUACUUGGCCUAAAGUUUCGACUGAGAGUGGCGAUUUUUUGUAUCUAGAUAUCGACGAAAAUUUGGAGGUAAAAAAUCACCCGAAGGAGGAAACUUAUUCGAAAUGGGUGGAGCUCUAUGAAAGUCUUGGAUAUGAUAAUUUUGAUACAUAUUAAGUGUAAUUAAACUUUUAUAGUAAAAAUAAACAUGUUACCCGGCGCA
Molecule: messenger RNA, 1795 nt
Organism: Tribolium castaneum (red flour beetle)
Lineage: Eukaryota; Metazoa; Arthropoda; Insecta; Coleoptera; Tenebrionidae
Product: juvenile hormone esterase-like
Exons: 9
Coding region: 67-1749 (560 amino acids)
Molecular function (GO): serine hydrolase activity
Source: RefSeq, a predicted model, not a curated record